Molecule: messenger RNA, 2473 nt
Organism: Vidua chalybeata
Lineage: Eukaryota; Metazoa; Chordata; Aves; Passeriformes; Viduidae
Gene: TALDO1
Product: transaldolase 1
Exons: 8
Coding region: 962-2239 (425 amino acids)
Biological process (GO): pentose-phosphate shunt; pentose-phosphate shunt, non-oxidative branch; carbohydrate metabolic process
Cellular component (GO): intracellular anatomical structure; cytoplasm
Molecular function (GO): transaldolase activity
Source: RefSeq, a predicted model, not a curated record
UUUGGGUUUGGGGACUGACAUUCAACAGGAAGGGUGUUAUGGCCUGGAUAGAUGUGUUUUAAAAACAGAGGUGAAAAUCUCACACAUCAUAAGAAUUAGGUACCAGAAGAGCUGCAAGCUGAACUCCUUUUCUUGUCUGGUCUAGUGGAAGAUGUUCAACCCAUGGCAGGGGGUGGAACUGGAUGGUCUUUAAAGUCCCUUCCAGCUCAAACCAGUCUGGGAAUCUGUGAUUCCAUGACUCACAAGGGAAGCUCUCCUAUUCCUUGGCAAAGAAACCAGAGACAGUACGAACCUGUUUCAAUUCAAACAGCACUUAAACCUAAAGCUUCUUUGCAUUAUUCUUUCUUGGGCUGGGCAAAACAUGAAAAGGUUGUACAAAAGCACAUUCUUGCCUGUCAGGAAGGGGAACUUCUGUGGCAGCUGUCCCAAGUGGAACAAUACAGAAAGAGGGAAUAGCAUAACCCCGUGACACAGCCAAGCGACAGAUUCUCCGACAUUUCCAGCCAAGGGCCGGCCAUCCUCUGUCUCAGGUGAACAACAACACUAACAAGAUCACAUCCUCUACAGUCUAAAUAGAGUUUAUGCAAACCAAGAGCCCAAAACAGCUGCCCUGCUGGGUCGGGGGCUCUCUCAGCGGCUGGAGCUGUGCCCGACAAGCCAUUUCGAGCCUUGUCACGACGGCAGGGGAGGGAGCACAGAGCGCUGAGCUCCUGCAGCGGGGCAGCGCCGCCGCGGCUCCGAGCCUUCCCUCACGGCCGCCUCCCCUCAGGGCCUGCCCGCCGCCAUCUUGCGGCACCGGCGGCGCCCGGGCCCCGCGCGGCCAUGAGGGACGGGUGGCUUGGGGGCGGGCCGGGCGCCGUGCCGGCCGUGGGGAAGACCCCCGGUGGUUCUGAGGACCGGAGAUCCCGGGGCCGGGAGGUCCCGGGGCCGGCAGAGCCCCGGACACGCUCUGCUGGGGACAAUGGCGGCGUCAGGGUCGCCAAGGCGACCGCCCGUCCCGACCCCAGGACCACGAGCCAGCCAAUCAGAAUCGCUCUCCCUCCCGCUGCCCCGCCCCGGCUCCUCCCGGCCGCGUCCGUCUCGUGUCCGCGCUCCCGAUUGGCGCUGCCGCCCGGCCGGGCUGGGAUUGGCGCGGGAGCGCGCGGGCCGCGGGUGCGCGCGCAGGCCGGUCCCCUCCGGGCACGCACCGUCCCUUAUAGGCGCGCGAGCCCCCAGAGCCGCGGACAUGUCGGUGUCCCCCGUGAAGCGGCAGAAGAUGGAGUCGGCGCUGGACCAGCUCAAGCACCACACCACGGUGGUGGCCGACACCGGGGAUUUCAACGCCAUAGAUGAGUACAAGCCCCUGGAUGCCACCACAAACCCCUCCCUGAUCCUUGCUGCGGCUCAGAUGCCGGCAUACCAGAAGCUUGUGGAUGAUGCUGUUGCCUACGGGAAGAAGCUUGGUGGGUCAGAAGAGGAGCAGAUCAAAAAUGCUUCUGACAAACUUUUUGUAUUAUUUGGAGCUGAAAUCCUGAAGAGGAUACCUGGCCGUGUGUCCACAGAAGUAGAUGCAAGGUUGUCCUUUGAUAAGGAAGGAAUGAUUCAAAGGGCGAGACGCCUCAUCGACCUCUACAAGGAAGUAGGAGUUGGUAAAGAUCGGAUUCUCAUCAAGCUCUCUUCAACGUGGGAAGGAAUCCAGGCUGGCAGGGUUCUGGAGGCCGAGUAUGGGAUUCACUGCAACAUGACCUUGCUGUUCUCCUUUGCUCAGGCUGUUGCCUGUGCUGAAGCUGGAGUUACUCUGAUUUCCCCAUUCGUGGGACGGAUCCUGGACUGGUAUGUUGCAAAUGGAGACAAGAAAACCUAUGAGCCUUCGGAGGAUCCAGGAGUGAAGAGUGUCACCAAGAUCUAUAACUACUACAAAAAGUUUGGGUACAAAACCAUCGUGAUGGGCGCCUCGUUUCGCAACACGGGCCAGAUCAAAGCGCUCACGGGCUGUGACUAUCUCACCAUUUCACCCAAGCUCCUGGCAGAGCUCAGCAAAGAGCAUGUCAAGUUAACUCCCACACUCAGUGUCAAAGAGGCUCAGGCGUGCGAUCUUGAGAAGAUCCACCUGGACGAGAAGGCAUUCCGCUGGCAGCACAAUGAAGACCAAAUGGCUGUGGAAAAGCUCUCUGAUGGGAUCAGGAGAUUUGCUGCAGAUGCAGUUAAGCUGGAGAGGAUGUUAAAGGAGCGAAUGUUCAGCACUGAAAAUGGAAAAUAAAAAAAGAAAAAAUAAUAAUCAGCAUUUCCCUGAGUGCUCCAAGCUGAGGUGGAUCACCUGAGGUUCAGUGGAUGUACAAAUGUCUUACCUGUACAAGUAUCAUGCUGUGUAUGGAUAGGUUUCUGUAUCAUGCUUUUUUUUUUUUUUUAUCAAUUUGCAAAGGGACAAAUGGAAUUUCAAAUUUUGGUGGCACUUUUGUCAAUACAUGCAAAUUAAAACCGACUUGCCUUGUAA